GCUCUGAUCUCGAGCAGCUAUUGGCUCCUGUCUGUGUCUACGUCACAAUCAUGAUUAGAAUUGAUGAUCGGACGUUUUGAUUUCAUUGUCUGGCGAAGGGAGUCGGGAAGAAAUCUGCUGAAUUCGAGCGUUCGUUUGAUUUGUCAACAGAAAAGAGCUUCUCCAGAGGGACAAGUAGGCUAGUUAGCUUUUGAAGGCCGCCAGUCGUGGAGUGCCCUGCAGCCUGCAAAACUCCACGAGACCCUCCAGGAUGUAACGUUAGCAGUGUUUUCAAGCUGGGCCAGAAAUCGCAUAGCCCAAAGAACACUUGAGGGAAGGCUGUUGGUUUGCGCGAUGGUGGACAAAUCAUCAUUCGCCUGACCAGUCGCCCUCACUAGCUGUCCGUUUCUACAACAACCGAAGUGACCGAACUGAAACUUUGGCAUUGAAAACCUGGGUUUUCUGUUGAUUAGCCUACCUGACGCACCCGACUCCUCCUCCUCCAGAAAUAUGGAGGCAUGGCAGGAAAAGCGGACCCUGUGCUGUCCCAACCACUUUUCACCUCCACAGAUGAAUCUACGCUCUGUAUUUUCUGCUGAGCAGCAGCAAAUCCUGGAGCGUUACUAUGAAAACGGGAUGACCAAUCAGAGCAAAAGCUGUUUCCAGAUGAUCCUGCAGUGCGCUCAAGAGACCAAGCUUGAUUUCAGUGUGGUCAGGACAUGGGUGGGAAACAAGAGGCGGAAACUGGCGUCUAAGGUGGAGCAGCAGAACGUGGUGGUGGCACACGGUCCUCCCGGGCACAGUGCGGUAGGAGCAGGUGGUGGGGCGCUGGUGUUGACCCCUGAAAUGGUGGCUUCGCGGAACGUCCAGCGGAGCGCGCCGGUUGCACACCUCCACCCGCCAGCCUCCGCGUCCUCCACGUCCCCCGCCCCCUCCUCCUGCUCCCCCCACAGUAGCGGGGGCGGGCACAGCAGCAGCAGCAGCGGCGGCAACAGCAACAAUAACAACAACGACGUGAUUGUCACAGGCAUCUACUCCCUGAGCCGCCCCUCCACCCGCCCCGAACCGCCCUCGUCGCACUCCAGGGCUACCGCCAAGGCCCCGCCCCCGCUGCGUACGGAGGCGGAGCGACCCAUACAGAUCCACGUUCGCCCCACCUUGAGCACGGACAGCCCGCCCCUCCACACCAAGGGGGCUCCUCUCCCGCGCAAGGCCCCCCACCACGGCAGCAGCUCAGGCCCCACCCCCGCCCUGUACAGCCAAAUCAGGAAGCUCUUCUCCCCGGGGGAGCCGGCGGACGUGCCCCGGUCUUGGGCGCGGCAGUACGGGCCGCUGCAGUCAAAGUCCUGGCCUCACCCCUCCUCACAGUCCCAGUCGCAACCCCACCCCGCUCCAGCGGGCGCCGGCGCCCACAACGGUCCUCAGCCGGAGGAGGCGGAGCCCGGCGUCUGGAUCCAACAGGUCUUCACCAUGGCCGCCCUCGGGGGCGGGUCACGCAGAUCCCCGUCCGCGGGGGGCAGCCAGACACGGCCUGCCAAGCCGCGCUCUCCCGACGGCACCGGCUGCUUUUCCAUUGCCAUGGAGACGGGGGAUGCUGACGACGAGUACGCCAGGGAGGAGGAGCUGGCUAACAUGGGGGCGCAGAUCCGGCUGUGCCCAGGAGGGGGCAGUAGCAGCAGCAGCAGUGGCAGCAGCAGUGGCGGAGCGGGGGACAUCAGCGGGGCUACAGGGACGAGCCAGGGGGGCCCGCGGUGGGACAGCCCCGCUACGGGACGAAACCCGACUGGGGCAAACCCCCCAAACUCUGAUCACUUUGGGGGAAAAGGGUACCAGACGCCCCCCUCGUCUUCCCUCGGCCCCCACAGACAAAGUCCCUACUACACUAGCAUGGCUCCGCGUGGAAGCUACCCGCUUAGGAUGCCCUUCCAGGGUUCUGGGCAGACUGUGCCCAGCCUGCAGGCCUCAGGCUCACUCAGCGCCCCCUGGAUCGUCAGCAACUCCCGCAAAAGGACAGUGUCUGAAGUGCAUUGUGGGAUGUCAUCGACCAGUAGUGCAUGUUGCCCUGUGCAGCUACAGGACAGGACACAGUUCAGUGAAAGGGACCUGCACACGCUGAAGAGGUACUGGGACAAUGGCAUGACCAGCCUGGGAUCCGUCUGUCGGGAAAAGAUCACUGCUGCAUCCACAGAGCUGAGCGUGGACAGCGAGAUCGUCAAGACCUGGAUUGGUAAUCGCCGCAGGAAGUACCGCCUGAUGGGCAUUGAGACCCCGCCCCCGAAGGGAGGUCCUGCCGUGUUCACCAACCACUCGGAGUCAGAAUCGCCGUGCCGCUGGACUCCGGACGUAGACGACGUCACCACCCCUGAGCCGGGGGAGGACGGCGAGAGGACGGACGAGGUGUCCAUCUGUCUGUCCGAGGAUGGUGGCAGUGACACCUACCAGAGAGAAGACAGUGGUGAUGGGGAUGGUGAGACCACUGGCGGUACCCUGGCUGACAAUGUGAAAAUUGAAAUAAUUGAUGAUGAGGAGGAGGAAGAUGGUGACGUGAUUGGCUCAGACAUGGAACACCUGCAGAAUCUCGUGGAGUUUAAGCAUGAAGAGGUGCGCUUCCUUGAGAGUGAGCUAGAGAACCAAAAACAGAAGUACACUGAGCUGCAGAACUUUACUCGGAACUUACUAAAUGCCAUGAAGAAUGACGACAAGGAGAAACAGCAGGAGCUGUUGGCGAGCCUACCUCAAGACGUUGAAGAGGACUGUGAGAUGAGUCCGGAGAUGGGGGAGGAAGCUGGUGUCUCAUCGAUCUGCAUCCAGAGCUGUUCCCCAGGGCCAGAGGAGAUGGGGGAACAGGCGCCCCUGUGACAGUGGCCCUCACCUCUACACACCUUCCCCUCUCACUACAACCACCACACACUCCAUACGGUGCCUGCUGACACACUCACACCUAACUGUACUGGGCUCGGAAUGCCUUUUUUUUCUACUGCAUAUCAGAUCGCCUUGUUCAACAUUUCCGGUCCAACUACAAUAAAUGCCACUAACUUGA
Molecule: messenger RNA, 3019 nt
Organism: Anguilla rostrata (American eel)
Lineage: Eukaryota; Metazoa; Chordata; Actinopteri; Anguilliformes; Anguillidae
Gene: hdx
Product: highly divergent homeobox
Exons: 11
Coding region: 490-2838 (782 amino acids)
Biological process (GO): regulation of transcription by RNA polymerase II
Molecular function (GO): DNA-binding transcription factor activity, RNA polymerase II-specific; RNA polymerase II cis-regulatory region sequence-specific DNA binding
Source: RefSeq, a predicted model, not a curated record